Ascoidea rubescens DSM 1968 is the source of this 327-nucleotide messenger RNA. RefSeq lists its product as uncharacterized. The transcript has a single exon. Lineage: Eukaryota; Fungi; Ascomycota; Saccharomycetes; Ascoideales; Ascoideaceae. The record is from RefSeq and is a predicted model, not a curated record. The coding region runs from base 98 to 283 and encodes 61 amino acids.
AAACCAAAAAGAAGAGUCGUAGCAGGUAUAGGAGAGACAGGGCGAUUGGAAAUUGAGCAAGAUUCAGGUGGAAGAUUGACAAAAAUCCAGGAAAGUAAUGGUUGUGCAGAGGAAAAGGAGGAAAACUGGGAGGCAGAGUUCUUUCAUGUACCAGACCAGAAUAAAGCGAGACAGCAGGAGAAGCAGAAACAGAACAGAAGAAAGAUCAGUGGGAAGCAACACCAAAUCAGCUCAGGCUGGGAAGCGGAAAAGCUGCGUGGGUUCGAGCGUUAUCGGUGUGUGAUCCGUGUCUGUGAGCGGUGCGGACUGCAUAGGGGCACAGCCGGG